Molecule: messenger RNA, 1605 nt
Organism: Carassius carassius (crucian carp)
Lineage: Eukaryota; Metazoa; Chordata; Actinopteri; Cypriniformes; Cyprinidae
Exons: 4
Coding region: 310-1605 (431 amino acids)
Biological process (GO): apoptotic DNA fragmentation
Cellular component (GO): mitochondrial inner membrane; nucleus
Molecular function (GO): RNA endonuclease activity; nucleic acid binding; single-stranded DNA endonuclease activity
Source: RefSeq, a predicted model, not a curated record
UUGAUAGCAUUCUAAUGCAGUUAUUAAUGAAGUGCAUUUCAAUUCCACAGAUUUCUCUGGAUCGUUUACUGGGCCCUAUACCGAAGUUCACAAGAUUUUCUAUGUAUUUCAACUAGAAGACAAGCAAGAACAGAGGUGAAGUCCUAUCAGAGCAGUAGCAGUUCCUGACAGAUCACACAAUCUGCUGAUAAGUGUAGACAUUAUAUUAGCCAAGAAGAAGAGAAGAUCCUUUAUUGAAGACGUUGGAAAAGUAAUAUCAGAUUGCUUCAUAUCUUAACUUUGCUUUUAAGACACUCUUAUUGCACCAAAAUGAAAGUUCUACAAAAUCAACCUGAUGAAAAUGUUAAAACCACUCUUGAGAAAGGGGGGAGAAACCCACCAAAUGAAACUUUAGAUAACAUAUUUAAUAAAUUGUUAGUGUAUAUUGGAGGGUCUCCUCACUUAAAUAAAACAAAUACAAAUAUUGAGAAGAAAUAUGACAUUAAAAGGGAGCAUGACGAUUGCUGGCCAGAGGAUGAUAUCAAACGAGCUUGGGGAAAAACGCAAAGAAUGGAUAAAACCUCAUUAAAAAGAAAACGCUGGUCUCUUGCGAUAAUGUUGCAGGUGAUAAAAAGAAGACAGAAUUUCAAUGAAUCUAAAGGAAAAGAGGCACAGUCUGAUCAGAGCAAUGUUGAAAAUGUAUCACUGACUUGUGUAGAGAGUGUGGAUGGCACACCUGACCCAAUGAAAGACACUUUAAGACACAAAGGGUCAGUACCAAAAAAUCUACUUCAAAGUGGCAAUGAAAAAGCACAUGAAACACAAAUAAAAGAAUGCUCAAACAAACCUAAUUCUCAAAAUACCUACAUACGUAUCCCACUCUCAGUCAUGUUUAAAAAUGAAUCAACCUCUCAGGGAAGGGGGAAAAGUGAAGGAAAAAACAGACCUACCUAUAAAUUAAUCGACAGUAUUCCUUUCCUUAGAGAAGUAAGGAAAAAGAAGUCUUACGUUAUGUUAUACAACAGUCAAACCAGGAAUGCUACAUGGGUGUAUGAGAUAUUGAACAAAAGUACUUUAGCCGGUACUCAAUCUCGUAAAGCGGAUUUAAAAUUUAAAGAUGAACCAUUUGAGACACUUUACGAAGCAGCUAACAUAGAAGAAUGUGAUGAAAGUAACUAUGAACAGGGUCAUCUUGCCUCUGCUGCCAAUCACAAAUGGUGUCAGGAAGCCUAUGAGGACACUUUUUUUCUCAGCAACAUAGCACCACAGGUUCCUUAUUUAAACCAAAACUUAUGGAAACAGUUGGAGAAUUAUUGUCAAGCGAAAAUAAACAAUUCAGAGAAUAUCCGUAAUGUCCAUGUGUAUUCUGGACCAAUUUACCCACAAAGUGAUAAAAGAAAAAAGGCAGAGAAAUUGAAGAGUUGGAGAAAGAAAAUAGUACCUUCUCACUUCUUUAAGGUGAUAAUUAUCGAGCAUGAAAAUGGGACGGUAGAGCUGGAAUGCUAUAGGAUGCCCAAUGAGGAACCAGCCAAAGACAAACAAUCAAAAGACGGAGACGAACAAUCAAAAGACAAAAACAAACAAUCAAAAGACAAAUGUGGAAAACCAUUUGAACUGAAGCCUUAG